CUCUUGACUCAUUCACAGACUACAUCAGUUUCAUGUGCUAUUUCCGAUCUUUCCCUCUGUGACUGUUGAAGCAAAAUGACUUGCAAACGCAGAAACGGUGGACGUGCCAAGCAUGGCCGUGGCCAUGUAAAUCCUGUACGCUGUACUAAUUGUGCACGAUGCGUGCCAAAAGAUAAAGCAAUCAAAAAGUUUGUCAUUCGCAAUAUUGUAGAAGCAGCUGCUGUAAGGGAUAUAACAGAAGCCAGUCAAUAUCCAUCUUAUCAACUUCCCAAACUUUAUGCGAAGUUACAUUAUUGUGUCUCUUGUGCUAUUCACUCCAAAGUGGUCCGUAAUAGAUCUAAGGAAGCUAGACGUAUUAGGACACCUCCUGUACGGAAUUUCCCAAGGGAUUUACGCCAAGGACAGCAAAACAGAAAAUAAGUUUUCUAUGUAAGAAUUUAAAAUAAAAAUAAAUAUGACAAAAUCAA
This is a messenger RNA of Vespula vulgaris, 467 nucleotides long. RefSeq names its product 40S ribosomal protein S26 (gene RpS26). Gene Ontology annotation, molecular function: mRNA binding; structural constituent of ribosome. The transcript is spliced from 3 exons. Gene Ontology annotation, biological process: translation. The record is from RefSeq and is a predicted model, not a curated record. Bases 76 to 420 code for a protein of 114 amino acids. NCBI's taxonomy places the organism in Eukaryota, Metazoa, Arthropoda, Insecta, Hymenoptera, Vespidae. Gene Ontology annotation, cellular component: ribosome; cytosolic small ribosomal subunit.